Messenger RNA from Symbiodinium necroappetens, 1461 nucleotides. NCBI's taxonomy places the organism in Eukaryota, Dinophyceae, Suessiales, Symbiodiniaceae. The record is from the annotation of a GenBank genome assembly.
CUGGAAGUAUCGCUGCUACAGGGCUUAUUUCAGCAGGCGGAGCUGCAGGAGCUGGUUCGUGUUUGCGAGGCGAGGAACGGUUUUCAAGCCAGCCUGCAGCGAACUUCCUCUGGGGAGUUUCGGAAGGAUCGGAUGCGCACGUCAAGCUCCUGCCCCAUGUUGUGGCCACUUUUCACACCCCCGGAGCGGGUUCUGCAGCUCCGAAAGGAGAACGCCAGCUUGGCAGCGGCCGUGGAGGAGGAGUUGGCGGCGGUGCUCAGCGCCUCGAAGCGCUGCGCAGAGGUGAUCGGCGUUGACCCGGCACGAGUGGAGCCUCUCCAGCUGAUACGGUACGCACCGGGACAGUAUUACAGACCCCACAUGGACACCCACGAGGAGCCACGGCGUAUGUCCUCGUACGCAGGCGAGCAACGCAGCCACACGCUUCUGGUCUUCAUGAGCGAUAUACCUGAAGAAGACGGCGGUGGCCAUCUCCACUUCCCCGAACUGGGACUGCGCAUCCUGCCACGUGCUGGAGAUGCUGUGCUGUGGCCCAACUUGACGGAUGAGGGGGUACCUAACCCGCAGGCUCUUCACGAAGGUGUCGCGCCUCGCACCUGUGAAAAGAUUGCCAUGAACGUUUGGGUCGCAGAGCGGCCUUUCACCCUGGAAUCCAUUGCUACAUGGCAGCAGCGGCAGAACGAAGAGAAAGCUGUGGCUGCAGCGGCAGCUUCAACUUGGUUGGUGAACCUCGUCGACUACGAUGUUGAGGUCAUGGCGUUCGUCUCAGAUGGUGUCGACGAACUAGCGGUCGCGGCUGGAGCUGCCAGAGCUGAUCUGGUGGGAAAGGGCCCAGAGCUGCUCGUGUUGGGCCUCCGCUGUUCGAGCACGGGGUGCUGUCGCGUGCCCUUCAGCGUUCAGAAGGGAGAUCUGCUGUCGCGUGCCGACGACACGGUGGCCUUGUGCCUUGCACAAAUGGCAUCAGCAGUUCUGCGGCGAGGUGACAUGGCUCCAUCCUCUGGAGGCAUCGGCUAUCUUUACUUCUUCCCUAGACAGCUGCGACGGAUGCAGCGAGCACUUCAAGAUGAGGACCAGUGUGCUUUGCUUCGUGGAGCUGAGCCCUCCUGCGACUGUGGGUUGGUCGAGGGAUGGGCUGGAGAUCCUAGCGCGAGGUGCGACCGUGAGCGACGCCAUGGAAGGACCCGGCUGCCGACUGGCGACAGCGGCUGCUCCCUGGAAGCAAGCACGACGUGUGACACAGCGAUGGCGAUUGAAAACUUUCCAGCGGUGAGUGCCAUGCGGAGGUCAGCUCUAUUUGUCAGCUCUAUUGUCAUCGCUUCGCAAACAGCAACCUCGGCCCACGUGCGACACCACUGCCAAGCGCCGACGCACUCGCCUCUGAAAGGCCAUCGACGCGGGCGCGUGCCAGGCACGUUGGCGAAAACUGCCCCAGGCCGCGGACCUGAGGCCGGGAAGGCUUGA